Messenger RNA from Cinclus cinclus, 2045 nucleotides. RefSeq names its product syndecan binding protein (gene SDCBP). The record is from RefSeq and is a predicted model, not a curated record. The transcript is spliced from 8 exons. NCBI's taxonomy places the organism in Eukaryota, Metazoa, Chordata, Aves, Passeriformes, Cinclidae. Gene Ontology annotation, cellular component: plasma membrane; cytoplasm. Gene Ontology annotation, biological process: positive regulation of transforming growth factor beta receptor signaling pathway. Bases 492 to 1382 code for a protein of 296 amino acids. Gene Ontology annotation, molecular function: syndecan binding.
AAGUGUUUAAAUAUUUUAGACAACAGAGUGGAAACUUCUGCAGUUGUAUAUAAAAUACUGUCCCUGUUGGGAGGAGGGUGAUUAGUUUUUUUUUUUUUUUCUCUUAACCCUCAUCAUAAUUGCAUCUUGGCCUCCUAAAGUCUCUCAGCCUCAUAGUCUCUCUGCCUCCUGUGAAAUGUUUUUCUCUGCAGGUUUUCUCAUCAUAGAGACCUCAACUUUGACAGUACUAAGGAUGUUAAAUAAAGCCUAUUAGCCAAAGGCUACUGCUGAUAAGAGAUUAAAUGGGUAGUCUUAAUGGAAUUAAUCUGUAGUGCCAGAUAUCUUUACUGCUGACUGGCAGGUCACAGAACACUUUUUUAGCACUUAGUCUGGUUAAUUUAUUAAAAAAAAUAGGAGUUAAGCUCAGUAAAUAUCUGAAAGCUCAUCCUGUUGUUUGCUUUCCCAUUUGUUUUUUUUCCAGUCUGCCUUCUACCCAGUAAGACUUCAUCAAAAUGUCUCUCUAUCCUUCCCUAGAAGAUCUGAAGGUGGACAAAGUUAUUCAGGCUCAGACUGCCUUUUCUUCAAAUCCAGCUAAUCCAGCAAUCUUGUCUGAAGCUUCUGCUCCAAUUCCUAGUGAUGGAGGCUUGUAUCCCAGAUUGUAUCCAGAACUUUCUCAGUACAUGGGUCUGAGCCUCAAUGAGGAAGAGGUGCAGAGAAACUUAGCAGUGGCAGCUGCUCAGCCCCAGGGUCAACUGGUAACACGGCCUUCCACUAAUUACAUGGUAGCUCCAGUGACUGGAAAUGAUAUUGGAAUUCGCAGAGCAGAAAUUAAGCAAGGCAUCCGUGAAGCAAUUCUGUGUAAAGAUCAAGAUGGCAGAAUUGGACUUCGCCUUAAGUCUGUUGAUAAUGGUAUAUUUGUCCAGUUAGUUCAGGCAAACUCUCCAGCAUCCCUUGCUGGCCUGCGGUUUGGGGACCAAGUUCUGCAGAUCAAUGGUGAGAACUGUGCAGGAUGGAGUUCUGAUAAAGCACAUAAAGUUCUGAAACAGGCUUCUGCAGAAAGGAUUUCAAUGAUCAUUCGGGACAGACCUUUUGAACGGAUUAUUACCAUGCAUAAGGACAGCACAGGGCAUGUUGGUUUCAUAUUCAAGAAUGGAAAAAUAACCUCGAUAGUGAAAGACAGUUCUGCUGCAAGAAAUGGACUUCUGACAGAACACAACAUCUGUGAAAUUAAUGGCCAGAAUGUAAUUGGGUUGAAGGACUCGCAGGUUGCAGACAUCUUGGCAACAGCUGGAAAUGUAGUGACCAUCACUGUCAUGCCUUCCAGUAUUUAUGACUAUAUAAUAAAGAGGAUGGCAACUAGCAUCAUGAAGAGCCUGAUGGAUCACUCUAUUCCUGAAGUCUAAACUUGCACCAUGGAUGUGUGUGUACAUAUAUAUAAAAUGAUGAUUCCACUAAAUUUGGGCUAAUAUACUCAGUGAUCUUUCUUCUGCACAUGAGCCUUUCUGGAGAGUGAGAGAAAAUAUGCUGCAUCAAGCAUUUGCAUCUAUAAUGGCUGGGAAUAUCACCAUUCAACAUAUCUUGUGUAUUCACACACUGUAAAACUGGCAGCCUUACAUGCUUGACAAAUGUGAAAUUCCAGUUAUGUUACAACUUCUUUCCGUAGUUCUUUUAUUUAGCUUACUACUACUAUGAGCCAUCGCAACUAAAGGAACCAGGUAUCACUUGCAAAGCUACAUGCUGUUACCCAGGACAAUGCUGUGCUUUGUAUGUCUAAGACAAAUAAGUAUUUUUACUGCUUUUUGUUUGCAAGAGUAGAUUUGAAAUAGCGUAUUAGAAGUAAGGCUAGUACUAGUUAAUUUUUUGUUCUAGUAAAUACUGUUUACACAAAAAUGCCACCUAGCUGAAUACAGCUCAAGGCAUCAGUCAGUAAGUGAGGUUAAUUAGUGUACAGAUACUCAAAUCUUUUUAUUACUUGUUAUAUGAAUUGUAACUAAUACGCUUAUCUCUCGCCUUAACCAUGUUCUUUUAAGGAUCCGGACAUAACCAAAUAAAUGACCAAAACUUUA